This is a messenger RNA of Aspergillus terreus NIH2624, 837 nucleotides long. Its product is annotated as putative C2H2 finger domain protein (Kin17). The transcript is spliced from 2 exons. Gene Ontology annotation, molecular function: double-stranded DNA binding. Gene Ontology annotation, cellular component: nucleus. Gene Ontology annotation, biological process: DNA replication; DNA damage response. Lineage: Eukaryota; Fungi; Ascomycota; Eurotiomycetes; Eurotiales; Aspergillaceae. Bases 1 to 837 code for a protein of 278 amino acids. The record is from RefSeq and is a predicted model, not a curated record.
AUGCUCCUCAUCGGCGAGGACCCGAAGAAACACAUCGAAAGCUACAGCAAAGAGUUCAUCAACAACUUCCUGGACCUCCUACGGACGACGCACGGCGAGAAAAAAGUACACAUCAACCAUUUCUACCAGCAGGUUAUCGCUGACAAGACUCACAUCCACAUGAACGCAACGAAAUGGAAAAGCCUCACCCAGUUCGCCGCCCACCUCGGCCGCGAGGGCCUCUGCCGCGUGGAGGAGACGGAAAAAGGCCUGUUCAUCUCGUACAUCGACCGCAGUCCGGAGACGCUGCGCCGGCGCGAGGCGAUCAUGAAGAAGGAGCGCCAGGACCGCGGCGACGAGGAGCGCGAGCAGCGCCUGAUCCAGGAGCAGGUGGAGCGGGCGCAGCAGCGGAAAGACCCGGCGGAGGAGGAGGAGGUCGAUCCGGAGGCGAAGAUCCUGCAGCGCAAGGAGGGGGAGAAGGUGAAGUUGAAUUUGGGGUUCGGGAAGAAGACGGAGGGACAACCGGAGGGGGAGGCGAAGGCAGAGUCGAAGUCGAAGUCGCCGGAAGCGAGUGCUGCUCCAGGUGCUACUCCUGAGGCAGCUUCGGAGACCCCCCCGACGCAGGCACCGACGCAGGCACCGAAACUGUCGCUGUCGCUUGGGACGCAGAAACCGAAGAAUGUGUUUGCGUCGGCGGCGAAGAAGAACCCGCUGGCGGGGAAGAAGGGGCCGGUGAUGGAGCCGGCGAAGAAGAUGACGGAGCAGGAGCGGAUCAUGAAGCAGGAGAUGGAGGCGAUGGAGCGGAAGAGGAGGGGAGGACCUGGCAUGCCACAGGCGAAGCGACCAAGGGUUGCGUAG